This is a messenger RNA of Phragmites australis (common reed), 3567 nucleotides long. Its product is annotated as G-type lectin S-receptor-like serine/threonine-protein kinase SD2-5. The transcript has a single exon. Gene Ontology annotation, molecular function: protein serine/threonine kinase activity; ATP binding. Bases 1075 to 3567 code for a protein of 830 amino acids. Gene Ontology annotation, biological process: protein phosphorylation. NCBI's taxonomy places the organism in Eukaryota, Viridiplantae, Streptophyta, Magnoliopsida, Poales, Poaceae. The record is from RefSeq and is a predicted model, not a curated record.
UUCAUCGAUGUCACAACUUUCUUGACAGAUUUUAGAAAACAUUCAACCACAACUGCGAAAACAAAAAUUUCAGUAAAAGUGGGUUGCAUGUUUCACUUGUUCUCAUGGAAAGUGAGAAUAGAAAAAGAUAUUAUUUUUGUUUGCAGUCGAUCCAACCAAUCCAGUCAUGACACGGGCAAUAUGAGCUUUCAGGUCAAAGUUUGCUCAAAAGAUUUCCUUUUUUCCAUCACAAGUAAUCAAAUGCUUCACGAAGCACCAAAAAAAAAAACAUUUAAUCUCCAUUAAGGAAACUCCAAAGUGGAGACAGAGAACCAGGGGUACGAUGACCAAAUAACAUUGCUUGUGGUAGAUCUUUGCAGACCCAAUUUCUUGUUAACCUAUGCAGGUUCUAGGUUAAUAUACUAGAUCAUCAUAAGAUAUGUCAACACUCAGCAGGAUGACAAGCAUGGGUCCAAAUUAAUCAAAAAACUUAUGUCGGUGAGGAGGUUAAACUUGCAUGAGUGCUCUACAUGACUUCUUUAGUUCAUUGAGAGGUAGUGCUCUACAUGACAACUUCUAAUUGACCGGGAUAAGUCUAAACUAUCUAAUCCAAGCAUGGCUGAUUCCUGGACCCCAGUUUCUUCCCCAUGAAUGAUAGGCCUCACCAUCUCAGUUGCACAUGUACUCAGCUCAAAGGACAGUUUGGUUUGCAGAUAUCAAAUUUCAUGAUUUACUGAUAACACUUCACUAAUUGGAUGCAUAACAAGGACCGAGGGAGUUGGCAUUGGCACAUUGCCAUGAACUACGUCGUCAGAAUGCUGAAAUCAGCAGCCAUCAGAAUUUUGUUUCCAGUGUACUUUAUGUUUGCUUUAACAGGACUUGAAUACCACUAAGUCUCCACUCCUCCACUUGUCCAAUUCUUUAACCUGAUACACGGCCACCUGUCUUUUACCGAAUUUUCCCUCCAGACAAGCUUUAAACUCCUUGUCUCCCUCUAUCUCUGAGGUUACCUCUCCAAGCUUCCAUUGUCCAGACCAAAAGAUCACACAAUCUGCAGAGAUCUCCAUCUCCAGUCCACGAACUCAGAAAUCAGCCAUGCCUGGGGUUGAAAGCUUGCUCCUCCUCUUCAUGCUAUCAAUUCCCUCAUCCCAAGCUUGGUCCAUUGAUUACCCUAGCCCCAUUGCCAACCUUCCUUCUCUUUGGACCAACAACAAUGCCACCACCCCUUACAAUGCAACCUACAAUGAUGGUUCCACGAUCAGAGCCAUUCUUGUCAGGCAGAACCCUGCCUGGUUUGGUCCAUCCUUCGCCUGCGGCUUCAUCUGCACUGCUCCCUGCAAUGUCUUCCUCUUUGCAGUCUUCUUUAUCUCCAUUGGUGAUCCAAACAACCCUGCCUUCAAUGCCACAGCCAGGCCAAGGGUUGUGUGGACAGCCAACAGAUACCAUCCAGUGAAGGAGAAUGCAUCAGUGCAGCUUACCAAGGAUGGCAAUCUCAUACUCCGAGAUUUCGAUGGUUCACUGGUGUGGUCCACAAACACAUCAGGCAGCCCAGUUGUUGGUAUGAAUCUUGCUGAGACAGGGAAUCUGAUUCUCUUCAAUGUGAUGGGGAAGACGGUGUGGGAAUCAUUUGAGCACCCAACUGAUACACUCCUUAUUGGGCAGUCACUGUGGCAAGGGAAGAGGCUUACUUCCACUUCCUUGGUAACAAACAGGACUCAAGGUCAGUUCUACCUCACUAUGCUCGACAAUGGCCUGUAUGCUUUCAUCGAUGCAGAUCCUCCACAACUUUAUUACCAGAAAAUGUUUAAUAUUAGUGAUGCAAUAGUUCGAUCAAAGAUGAACAUAUCCUCUGGUGAAGCGAAGAAUUGCACCACUUAUAUAUCCUUCUUACAAGGGAGCCUCUCAGCAUUUGCUAGCUUCAACAGCACAAAUAUCAAGUUAUUCGAUAUCUCGCUGCCUUUGCCAUCUUCAGCACAAUUCAUUAGCCUCGAUGAUGAUGGGCACCUGAGAGUUUAUCGAUGGGACGGUAUUUUGUGGAAAUCUCUGGCUGAUGUUUUGCAUGUGUAUCCUGAUGAAUGUGCAUACCCUACUGUAUGUGGUCAGUAUGGAAUCUGUUCACAAGGACAAUGUAGCUGCCCAAGUGGAAAUUCUGAUGAUGACCUUUUCCAUCAGUUGGAUGACCGGCAGCCUAACCUGGGAUGCUCCCUAGCAACUCCUCUGUCCUGUGACUUGAUCCAAUAUCAUCAGCUUCUGCCACUCCCAAAUGUCACGUACUUCAAUUUUGCAUACAAUCUGACUACAGACGAAGAAAGUUGCAAGGAGGCAUGCUUGCAGGCCUGUUCAUGCAAGGCGGUUUUUUUCCGGCAUCAAAAUGUUUCUAAUGGCUCCUGCUAUCUGACGCCAAAGAUUUUCUCACUCAUGAAUUACCAGCCAGAAGUGGUUGGAUAUAAAUUAUCUGCGUACGUCAAGGUGCAGAUGUUACCAUUGCCAUCAAGUAAGAAAAUAGAUACAACAGCUUACCAUGUCGGUGUUCCUGUUCUGGUUGCAGUCAUCUGCCUACUCAUUCUCAUCAUCAGAAGAACAAUAUCAAGGAGGAUGGAAGAGGACGAUCCAUUUAAAGGAGUGGCUGGGAUCCCUACACGGUUCUCCUACAAACAGCUGCGAGAAGCAACCAAUAACUUCAGCAAAAAGCUGGGACAAGGAGGAUUCGGACCAGUGUACGAGGGGAAACUUGGAAAUGUCAAAAUUGCCGUCAAAUGCUUGCGUGACAUUGGCCAUGGAAAGGAAGAAUUCAUGGCCGAAGUCAUCACCAUUGGUAGCAUCCAUCAUAUCAAUCUUGUCAGAUUGAUUGGGUACUGCUCUGACAAAUUCCACAGGCUCCUUGUUUAUGAGCAUAUUAGCAACGGGUCUCUAGAUAAAUGGAUCUUCAGUAAAAACCAAAGUGGUUCCCUCAGUUGGGUAACUCGAUACAAAAUUAUCCUAGACAUUGCAAAGGGUUUGGCCUAUCUUCAUGAAGAAUGCCGACAAAAGAUCGCUCACCUUGAUAUCAAGCCUGGAAAUAUCCUCCUUGAUGACAAGUUCAACGCAAAGAUCUCUGACUUUGGUUUAGCAAAGCUGAUAGAUAGGGAUCAAAGCCAUGUGAUGACCAAAAUCAGAGGAACAAGGGGUUACCUAGCACCGGAGUGGUUGACAUCAACAAUUACUGAGAAGGCUGAUAUUUACAGCUUUGGUGUUGUUGUGCUGGAAAUAGUAAGCAGAAGGAAAAACCUGGACAACAAUCAGCCUGAAGGGAGCAAUAAUCUAAUUAAUAUACUUCAAGAGAAAAUCAAGGUUGGGCAAGUUCUAGAUAUAGUGGGCAAUCAGGAUGAAGAUAUCCAUUUACAUGGAUCAGAAAUGACAGAAGUAAUCAAGCUUGCUGUCUGGUGCUUGCAGCGUGACUGCAGUAAACGACCAGCCAUGUCGCAGGUCGUGAAGGUCUUGGAAGGCGCAAUGUACACAGAAACCACUUCACGCUAUGAUGCAACUAGCAGAGAAGACAUUUUUGAUGCUUCAUCCCCUGUGUCCCCAGUACCUGUAUCAGCAAGGUGA